Pelagomonas calceolata is the source of this 648-nucleotide messenger RNA. The record is from the annotation of a GenBank genome assembly. NCBI's taxonomy places the organism in Eukaryota, Pelagophyceae, Pelagomonadales, Pelagomonadaceae.
AAAAAGUCUGUGGCUGCAUGCACCAAAAGCGGCCGUAAAAACGACGUACACACGCCGCGCGUAACACGGCGGUCGAACUACAUCACAACUGACGCGACACGCGCGAAACCGAGGCCCGUUCGCGCCCCCGAGGCCUCUCAGACACACGAAGCUGAAAUGACCUUCACCACCCAACAAACGCCGGCGCCGGACGCCGCCGACGACGCGGACAAAGCCUCACUCAUGGCCCUCCCCGACGCCGCCGACGACGCGGACAAAGCCUCGCUCAUGGCCCUCCCCGACGCCGCCGCCGACGCGGACAAAGCCUCGCUCAUGGCCCUCCCCGACGAACUGCUCCGAAAAAUCGCCAGCUUCAGCCAGUUGUUCGCGUCCGCGCCCGCAUUGGUCGUCGCGAUCGGCCGCCACGGCGGCGCCGCCGUAAAAGAGGAACACCGAAACAUGGCAAGGAAGAGCGCCGCGAAGCUCUUCCCGCGCGGCGUCGUCGCGUCCUUAGAGCAGACGAAGCGCGACGUCGCCCGCGACGCGGCGAGCUGGCACGUCUUCGACACGGUAGAGCACACGCGCGCGCCGAACGUAGGGCGGGAUCCAGUACCACAGCUCCAUGUACACCGGCCCCAUGGAGUGCCGCCCGUGCAAGGAUUGCGACUA